Jatropha curcas is the source of this 1421-nucleotide messenger RNA. It is a transcript of the gene PUP4, whose product is annotated as purine permease 4. NCBI's taxonomy places the organism in Eukaryota, Viridiplantae, Streptophyta, Magnoliopsida, Malpighiales, Euphorbiaceae. The record is from RefSeq and is a predicted model, not a curated record. Gene Ontology annotation, molecular function: purine nucleoside transmembrane transporter activity. Gene Ontology annotation, cellular component: membrane.
AAGUGGCUAUACUCAAAAUCAACACUUCACUACUACUAUAUAUCCCCUCCUCAGUUUCAACUCCUUUUCAAUGGAUUUCUUGGUACAAGCCACACCUCCAAAUCUCCCAAAACCUGAAGACUCAUCACCAGCCAUCAUGACUAAUAAUCACCCAACUAAUACUCAAGAAAAAGAACAAGAACAACAAGACCAAAAGUCUAAGAAAAACAAGACUUACAUGCUUCUUUUAUCAAUCAAUUACUUGUGCCUUUUUAUAGGUUCGGUCUCUUCUAGCUUACUGUCAAAGUUUUAUUUCAUUCAUAAAGGUUCAAGCAGAUGGGUUUCUACAUGGGUUCAAUCUGCAGGUUUCCCUCUUCUUCUUUUACCUAUUUAUCUUCCUUAUUAUCUCUUCAAAUCCAACGAGAGGCGCCCUUUUAGCGGUUUCUCACCAAGAAUUUUUAUUUUAUCAAUCAUGGUGGGUUUAAUGUUAGGUGUAAACAACCUUCUUUUCUCUUGGGGAAAUUCUUAUCUUCCUGUUUCUACUUCUUCUCUUCUUUUAUCUUCUCAACUCGUAUUUAAUCUGAUUCUCUCUGUAAUAAUCGUAAAGCAAAAGAUCACUUUUCAAAAUCUCAAUUGUGUAAUUCUCUUAACUCUAAGUUCAGUUCUUUUAGCUUUAGGCUCAAGCCAUGACAGACCUCAAGGGUUAACUCGGUCCAAAUACUUCAUAGGUUUCUUCUCCACCAUAGGUGCUGGUUUAUUGUUUGCUUUAUACUUACCAGUUAUGGAAAAAAUAUACAAAAAUGUCUACAGUUAUCAGAUGGUAAUGGAAAUGCAGUUAAUAAUGGAAAUUUCAGCAACCGCAUUAGCCACCGCCGGAAUGGCAACGGGCGGUGGAUUUUCAGAAAUGAAAAGAGAGAGUGAGCUGGUUUUUGAUAAAGGAGAAAAAUGGUAUUGGGUUACAGUUUUUGGAAAUGUGUUUACAUGGCAGCUUUGUUUUAUGGGAACGGCGGGCUUGGUUUUCUUAACCUCGUCGCUGACCGGAGGGAUAUGCAUGACAGCGUUGCUGGCCAUGAACGUGUUAGGAGGAGUUUUGGUGUAUGGAGAUGAGUUUGGUGGUGCUAAGGUGGUGUCCACUUUGCUUUGUGGGUGGGGAUUUUGUUCUUAUGUGUAUGGUAUGUACCUUCAAAUGAAAAGAGAGGAAGAAAAAGAGAAAGAGAAAGAGAGAGAGAAAGAGAAAGAAAAGGAGAAUAAAAAUCUUGGGAUAGAGAUGGUUCAUGUUGUAACAGCCAACAAUGUUUAAUGGUUACUGUAUUAGCAGAAUCAGAUUAUGCUUUAUUUAGGAAAUUUACAUCUAUAUAUGGAAAAAGAAAUAAAUUAUUUUUUAUUUUUUAUUUGCCAUGUAUAAGAAUAUGAUAUUAAAUAAUGACAUAUAUAUAUAUAUA